This is a messenger RNA of Saccharomyces mikatae IFO 1815, 2148 nucleotides long. RefSeq names its product Mam3p (gene MAM3). Gene Ontology annotation, cellular component: intracellular membrane-bounded organelle. Lineage: Eukaryota; Fungi; Ascomycota; Saccharomycetes; Saccharomycetales; Saccharomycetaceae. The transcript has a single exon. Gene Ontology annotation, biological process: magnesium ion homeostasis. Bases 1 to 2148 code for a protein of 715 amino acids. The record is from RefSeq and is a predicted model, not a curated record.
AUGUCGUUGUUGUCGCUAAGGUCGAGAUCACGAUCUGGGGCCUCUCAUUGGUUAUACAUGUUCUUGUACCAUAUCUUCACUAUUCCGAAAAUAUACUCGCUGCCGUUGAUAUCCGGAUCGCACGGACUCUAUUCUAGGGACGUUGGCGAGUCCGGCCACGGUGUAGGUGACGAGGCAGGCGUCACCACGUACUACAUUAUUUCCAUCAUCCUGGUGCUGCUAGGUGGUGUGUUUGCAGGGUUGACUCUCGGGCUGAUGGGUCAAGAUGAGGUUUACCUGAAAGUGAUUAGUACUUCAGGCUCAAGUUCUGAAAAGAAGCUGGCCAAGCGAGUGCUUGACUUGAUAUCUAAGGGUAAACAUUGGGUUCUGGUCACACUGCUUCUCUCCAAUGUUAUAACCAACGAAACGCUGCCUAUUGUCUUGGAUAGGUGUCUUGGGGGCGGCUGGCAAGCCGUGGUCUCAUCAACUAUCCUGAUUGUGAUUUUCGGUGAAAUCAUACCGCAAAGUGUCUGUGUUAAAUACGGGUUGCAGGUUGGGGCAUUCUUUUGCCCUUUUGUUCUUGUGCUGAUGUACCUGAUGUACCCUGUUGCGUAUCCGAUUGCCACUCUACUGGAUUAUAUGCUAGGUGAAGACCAUGGCACCAUAUACAAGAAGUCCGGUCUGAAAACUUUGGUCACACUGCAUAGGACCAUGGGUGUCGAAAGGUUGACGAAGGACGAAGUCACCAUCAUCUCUGCUGUUUUGGAUCUGAAGGCAAAAAGGGUGGAGGAAAUCAUGACUCCAAUUGAAAAUGUCUUUACAAUGAGUGCUGACACCAUCCUAGACGAUAAAACAGUCGAAAAGAUCUUCAAUUCGGGGUUUUCCAGAAUACCCAUUUUUUUGCCCAAUGAACCGAACAAUUUCAUUGGAAUGUUACUUGUCAGGGUGCUUAUCUCCUACGAUCCUGAUGAUUGCCUCCCAGUUUCGCACUUUCCUUUAGCCACGUUACCGGAAACUUCCCCAAACACAUCUUGUUUGAAUAUUCUGAAUUAUUUCCAAGAAGGAAAAUCACACAUGUGUGUUGUGAGCAAAGAGCCAGGCUCCUCCCAUGGCGCUAUUGGUGUCUUAACUUUGGAAGAUGUCAUUGAAGAAUUGAUUGGUGAAGAAAUUGUAGACGAAUCUGACGUCUUUGUCGACAUGCAUCAACAUAUUAUGAGGCAACAACCGGGGCCCUUGAGUAAAAGGCAUAUUACUUCCUACUUGCAUCAUUUGUACACCAGCUCGCACAAGGAGCACCGAACUGCGGAUCAAACCGAUGAAUUGUCUCCACUCUUAUCUCCAUCCACUUCCAAUCACCCAUCCGAGCACCAACAACAAGCUUCAAACAAUAAAACUUGGAAUUGGAGAAAAUCCAAUGAUGGUAACGACAGGUCCAAUCCGACUCCGAAUGUCACUUCAAGAUUGGCUCUUUCAUCCCCAACCCCACAAUCUACAGAACAUAGCGCUAUCAUACCUUCCAACCUAGCAUCGAACCCAUUGAAUAUAAAUAAAUCCUUUGUCACUAUUAAAAAGCCUGCUAAUGUCCCAAAGAUUAUCACUACUCACUCUUCUCCUUCUGGCAAAGAACCGUCUCCAGCACCCCACUCGAGCGAUAAGUCACUCUCUACUGAAGAACACCAACUAUUAAAUGAUCACGCAGAGUUAUCGCGCCAAGCUAUGCUCCAUACUCAGCGGUCUGGUCAGCCGACUCAAGUCACUACCUCUACAAACACCACAAGAAAUAGCCCUGAUAGCAUAUCAAUUCCUAAUUCUGGCACAGACCAUCUCAAUGAAAACCAAAACGUCACAAUUUCGUCCUCUUACCAAAACACCAAGAAUGGUAUUGUUGAAUCUGUGAUUACAGUCAAAGGUGUUCCUAAGACAAUCAUUGGCCCUGCAAAGGAUUGGGAUGAAUCCAAAAGCGAAUAUGGCAACGAAAAUGCCAAUCAAGACAACUCAAACCAAACUGACGAUAGGGAAAGUUCAAGUUCGAAUACGAGUUUAUUUUCCAGUAUUAGAAAGAAAUUCAAGAACGAAAACACUAACAAUGAUCGUACAAAUUUCUCAGACUCGUUUUCAAGAACCUCCAAUUAUGAAGGAAAUGGCUCUUCGUCAACUAUGAAAAGAUAA